Octopus sinensis (East Asian common octopus) is the source of this 2747-nucleotide messenger RNA. RefSeq names its product mucin-5AC-like. Gene Ontology annotation, molecular function: protein binding; peptidase inhibitor activity. NCBI's taxonomy places the organism in Eukaryota, Metazoa, Mollusca, Cephalopoda, Octopoda, Octopodidae. The record is from RefSeq and is a predicted model, not a curated record. The transcript has 18 exons. The coding region runs from base 16 to 2409 and encodes 797 amino acids.
UUAAAAAUCUGCAAUAUGCCUUUCGACCUUAUCAAAACCACAACCACAAUGCCUUCCUGUGCAAUGCAGGGAAAGAUGUUCUGCAAGUUUUAUGGCAUCUGUGCGACGAUUUGUGAUGGCCAUGUAGAAUGUUCCGAUGGAAGCGACGAGAGAGGCUGUGCAACAACAGCCCCUCCUACAGCAUCUACAACACUUCCAACGACAACUACGGCAGCCACAACAACUACGGCAGCCACAACAACUACAGCAGCCACAACUAAACCUACCACUGUUGUUUCUACAUCGAAGCCACCAACAACAGUAUCAGCCUCACCUACUACCACAUCCUCUCCCACAACAACACCUGUGGCAUCUACGACAACGCCACCAACUACAGUUCCUACGACAACUUCGGUACCAUGUCAGCUGGUUGACACAAUGACCGAUCUAACGGAUGACGAGAUUGUUCCAUCGUCUUUGAAAACUGGCAGUCAAGCGACGGAUGUGCGUCCUGGUGGUGAGGUGUGGACUCCUGCUAAGACUGACAGCUCGCCAAGCAUCACGUUUACUUUUACACACACUCGCGAUAUCCGGAAAGUGCAAAUCACGUCAUUAACAAACGUCCAAGCUUUCAGCCCUACCGUUGUGUCGCCAAAGUCCAAAUUGGAACCUGGAAUGUUUCCUGCAAAUGAAAUCUAUGAAAUUAAGGCUGACGUCGAAGUGAAGUCGCUGACGAUUACGUUUCAUCGAACAAACCCUCAACUAGCUAUGUCAGCUGAGGUCAAGAUAUGGGAAUGCAAGAAGCAAAAGCCAACAACAGCAGCAACGACAACACAGUCAACUGCGACGACAACUGCGAAAACAACUACGGCAGCCACGACAACUACAACAGCCACAACUACAGCAGCCACAACUAAACCUACCACUGUUGUUUCUACAUCCAAGGUACCAACAACAAAAGUAUCAGUCUCCCCUACUACCACACCUUCUCCCACAACAACAACUGUUCCAUCUACGACAGCAGUUCCAACGACAACUACGGCAGCCACAACAACUACGGCAGCCACAACAACUACAGCAGCCACAACUACGGCAGCCACGACAACUACAACAGCCACAACUACAGCAGCCACAACUAAACCUACCACUGUUGUUUCUACAUCCAAGGUACCAACAACAAAAGUAUCAGUCUCCCCUACUACCACACCUUCUCCCACAACAACAACUGUUCCAUCUACGACAGCAGUACCAGGUGUUUGUGAAGAUCAGCUUAAUGUAAAAGCCGAACAAUUCAAAGCGAGCUCUGGUUCGGCAGCAUCUGCUGUUCUGAGUCCCUCAUCAUCCGGUUGGUCUCCAGCCACUGAAAACGAAGAGUUAGUUAUCGAUUUACAAAGAAUGAUUGAUGUCACUGGAUUGAUUACUGAAAGCAGUCUGACUCGGUUGAAGAUUCUCUACAAAAUGGGAGAGAUAUGGAAAGCAUACACUGAAUCCAGCAACGCCAUAGCUUCGUUGAAAAACUCACCUGGUAAAAUUUAUCUAAAACCUCCGAUACGAACCACAAAACUGAAAAUUGUUCCACAGACCGCAAUGAAAUUAGACCUAAAGAUUGACGUAAUGGGAUGUAAUGCCUCUUACUGGUCUGAAUGGUCUCCUUGGUCAAAUUGUUCAUCAGACUGUAAUGCGCAGAAGCAAACUAGGACGAGAAUAUGCAAUGUUGUAUCUACCGGACUUAAUAAGCCCUGCGAAGGAAACUCUACCGAAACCAAAACCUGUGUCAGUAAACUAUGUCAAUGCACUUACGUUGUCAAUAAUUUGACUGGACUUGCAUAUAUUGAAAAGGAUGGCAAGCCAGGAUAUACAAAUAUAACUGAAAAACUUCAUCAAGGGGACAUAUUAGAAGAUGGAGUACAAUUUUUCCAAGACUGCAACACAUGCACAUGUCAUCGUGGAGUCAUAGCUUGUACAAGAAAAGCCUGCCUCAACUGUGCUUACACUGUGUGGUCCGAAUGGUCGAAAUGCAGUUCACCUUGUGAUAGUAACACGCAAACAAGGACUCGUGUGAAAUUGACGGGCAUAGGAAAAGAAAGUUGCAAUAAGGAGCUUACGGAAACUAAAACGUGUAAUAAAACGUCUUGUGAAGCUGUUUGCCAGCUUCGCAGUCGAGUUGGUUACAUCACAGACAGUGCUGGAUGCGCAUCUGAUAACAUAGCUGAUACAUCGUACUGUAGUGGUCUCUGUGGAGAAAGCUCUUCGGUGCCGAGACUUAUGGAAGAUGCAAACGGUAUCAUAACAAUGACUAAUGACUGCAAAUGCUGUACAGGUAAAACUGGAUCUCAAAUUUCGGUGCCGAUGACAUGCGCAAAUGGCUUGAAAAAGACAGUAUACGUCCGUCCGAUGGUUUCAUGCAGUUGUAAUAAAUGCAUGAGUUAGCAAACUCAUCAAAAUCUGGGCUAAAUACAUCCAUUCCAGUUUUUUCUCUUCCUAUUUAUUAUAACUAUUGUCGUCACUUAAUUAUUACUAGUAUAACAUGAUAUAAUACAAAAUAGUAUAAUAUUAGAAAAAAUAAAUAUAAAAUAUAAUUUAAUUUGAUUUAGCGUUAAAAAAAAAUGCCAAAUAGUGAACGUCGAAGAGUUAGAUAUUGUACUAACGCGAAAGUAUGAUACCAAUAUUUUUCACUUCACUUUAAGUUGUACAUUAUUUUUUUUAAAACAAACAUAGAAUAUAAUAAUACAACCAAAAUCCUGAAUAAAAACAUGCAGUGAAAACAU